UAAGUCCGAUAAGUACCAUGCACAGAAAUGUGUAUACAAAGAUUCUAAGAUUUCAUUUUUUAUGAGUGAUAACGCAAAAGUGUUUUGUUCGAGACCGUUUUAUUGACAGCGUAAAGGCAAGCUUCAACCACAGCAAUUGCAAAAUGUCCUGCAUAUUAUAGUUUUUCCUGCUGCGGCUGCUGGAGGAGGCUCUGCUCUAAAUCGGUAACAGCCCUGCCUUUCCACAUCCAUCCCCUUGUGUAACAGCCCUGCCUCUAUUUGCUCUGCUGCUGCUCCUGGCUAGUGCAAAAGCCAAAAUAAAAAGGAUGAAGUUUUAGCUAAUCGCGGACAGUUGUGCUCGGUGGAUAGGCAGCUCGGCGACGCGGCUUGUCGUUCAAUAGGAAAAGUUGAAAAGCACUCGACGCGUCAUGACCCUGGAAACGCAGCCCGUUGGUGGCCUGGGCGAUGGCAAAAUCGCCGGACUGUACGAUCUGGAGGAGACACUCGGCUCGGGCCACUUUGCCGUUGUGAAGCUGGCACGUCACGUGUUCACCGGGGCAAAGGUGGCGGUGAAAGUCGUUGAUAAAACAAAGCUGGACGAGGUCUCUAAGGCUCAUCUGUUCCAGGAAGUGCGCUGCAUGAAGCUGGUACAGCAUCCGAAUGUGGUGCGAUUGUACGAAGUUAUUGACACACAAACCAAGCUGUACCUGGUGCUGGAGCUGGGCGACGGGGGAGAUUUGUACGAUUACAUAAUGAAGCAUGAAGCCGGACUCAGUGAGGAGCUGGCGCGAAAGUAUUUCCGUCAAAUCCUACGUGCGAUCACGUACUGUCAUCAGCUCCACGUUGUGCACCGGGACUUGAAGCCUGAGAAUGUGGUGUUUUUCGAGAAGCUCGGCCUCGUCAAGCUCACCGACUUUGGGUUCAGCAACAAAUUCUCGCCCGGCCAAAAGCUGGAAACCUUCUGCGGCAGCCUGGCCUAUUCGGCUCCGGAAAUCUUGCUGGGCGAUUCUUACGAUGCGCCUGCAGUGGAUAUUUGGUCGCUUGGCGUCAUUCUGUACAUGUUGGUGGUCGGACAGGCGCCAUUCGAGAAGGCCAACGACUCGGAGACUCUGACCAUGAUCAUGGAUUGCAAGUACACUGUGCCCGCGCACGUUUCGGCAGAAUGCCGCACGCUGAUUGGUUCGAUGCUGGUGCGGGAUCCCAAGAAGCGAGCUACUGUGGAGGAGUUGGCCUCGUCAGACUGGCUGAAGCCAAUCGACGAGCCGGACUCGACAUCCACUGAGCACUUUCUGCCUUUGGUCAGCCGCGAGCAGCUCAGUGAGGAGGAUCAUGCCUUUAUCAUACAGAAAAUGAUCAAUGGAAAUAUUGCGUCCAAGGAGGAGAUAGUGCAAGCUCUCGACAAGAAUAAGUACAAUCAUAUAACGGCCACAUACUUUCUGCUGGCCGAAAUACGGCUGCGAAGGCGGCGAGAGGAGCAGGCACAGAAGCAGAAGCUUCUCAAUGAGGCAAGCAUGAAAGCGGGGGAUGCGAACCGCAAGCCAGUAGCUGAGAAACCCAGUCCCACAGAAGCCCCCAAGGUGGUGCCCAUCAGCAUUAACGUGACACCCGCAGCCCAAGUAGCAAACGACGGCGGCAAGCCCGACAAGCGGAGUCGCAAGUGCAGUAUUGUGCGAGAGGAAGACGAGGAAGAGUCUGCCAGCGAGGGUUCGGUGGUUGGAAAUGAGCUAAAGGUGACCUCAUCGCGGCUGGAGUCUACAUCUGAGGGACUCCUCCAUCGGGCGGUGCAGGAGCGUACGAGCAACCUCCCCACUGUUCCUGCCGCCGUGGGAGUGCCUAGAAAUUCACGCACAAAGAUUGUCGUAUCCGUAGAUGCUACGUUGGCUCAGAAGCUCAAGCAAAUGGAGAAAAGUGCCAAGAUAGACGAAGACACCCUGAGAGGCCUGAAGGAGCUGGAGAUUGGCAAGUUGAAGCCCCUGCCAAGCAGCAGCAAGAAUCCGGUGCUCAGUCACCGUCGCACAAAACUCAACAAAGGCACCCCGUCGUGCAGCAGCUCGGAGGCCUCGGACGAUGACACAAAAACGCGAAACAAGAAGAAGAUCAACAAGUUUGUGGGCGACACUCCCACACGGUUUCGCAUGCACCGGCGGGACUCACACGACGACUCCAGCGACUCGCAGGAUCAACUCUAUCCGCCGCCUGGUUCGGCCAGCAGUGCGGCAAAUUUCAUCUCGAAAAGCAGUGGCGUAAGCGGCAAGAAGGAAGAACAAGGACAAUGCAAGGAGCCCAAUAAAUCUGAAGAAACACGCAAAUCUCACACACAGAAGAAUAGAAAACAGCCGAAGGAUCAUGUGGACAAGCAUUCCCAAGCUGAGAAGCAGCAAUCGGUGGUAAUGGAGGGCUCAACAGGCACAUCAUCCACCAGGAGGCGGCGCAUGCGCGAGAGCCAGUCGCUGGAUCGCAUCACAGAGGCUCAGGAAUACGAGAUGCGUCACCGCAGCUACGUCGACGGCGAGGCGGUGUCCUCAUCAACACAGCAUAUCGAUCAAAGAUAUUCACAAUCCACAUUAAUCACCAGCACAUUCUCCGUUGCCGAAACAAAAGAAGAGUACUAUGAGGAUGAGGAGCCCGAGACGAAGCCCAAGCUGCCAGUUGCUGCAGCGGACCCACAUGAUGCCAAGGACCAAAUCAUGAACACAUUGAACGCAGCCAAAGCUACGCUUCAACAAGAGCAAUAUUUUAAUAAUAACACCAAUCUUAGUAGGAACUUGAACCACAACAACAAUAACAACAACAACCACAAUAGCCAGAGCAAUAGCAAAAGCAACAAAAAGAAAUCCAACGAAACACCAAAAGAUAUUUAUAAUCUGAAUUCAAUCGAGGAGAUCGAUCUGAUUUUGGAGGAUAAAAGCCUUACCAAAGCAAUACAUGUUACCGGCUCUAAAUGCUUUGUGACCAUGAAGAAAAUUCGGCGGCUGGGAAAGUAUUUUCCCGUUGUGAAUUUCUCUUAAUAGAUGCGGAAACGGAAACAGAAACAUAAAUAGAAACAAAUAGUUAAGCGAAAUAUAUUACGUAGCAAAUAUGCAUGUGUAUUAAUUGAAAAAGUAAAGUUAUCCCAAUACGAUAUACAUAUAUUAGAAAUAUGCGAGAAUACAUAUAUAUAUAUAAAUUUAGUGGUAGCGUAAUUGUUUUGUCUGUCGUCAUAUUACGCUUAGAAGCUAUUAAAUCAUUCUAAU
This is a messenger RNA of Drosophila obscura, 3212 nucleotides long. RefSeq names its product SNF-related serine/threonine-protein kinase (gene Snrk). NCBI's taxonomy places the organism in Eukaryota, Metazoa, Arthropoda, Insecta, Diptera, Drosophilidae. The transcript is spliced from 9 exons. The coding region runs from base 408 to 2987 and encodes 859 amino acids. Gene Ontology annotation, cellular component: cytoplasm. The record is from RefSeq and is a predicted model, not a curated record. Gene Ontology annotation, molecular function: tau-protein kinase activity; protein serine/threonine kinase activity; ATP binding. Gene Ontology annotation, biological process: intracellular signal transduction; protein phosphorylation; microtubule cytoskeleton organization.